This is a messenger RNA of Chlorocebus sabaeus (green monkey), 1653 nucleotides long. RefSeq lists its product as uncharacterized. The record is from RefSeq and is a predicted model, not a curated record. NCBI's taxonomy places the organism in Eukaryota, Metazoa, Chordata, Mammalia, Primates, Cercopithecidae.
GGCCGAUGCCCUCCCACUCUGCCUGCUCUGUUCUUAGCACAGCCCCUGGGCCCCCGUGGGAUCUCAGGAAAUACUUGCUAAACAUAGUAGCGGAGGAGAAACGGAGCCCACAGCUUAGUGCAAAGAGGCGGCGUGGACUGAGGCUGUAGAAACGCAGAAACACGCUUUUCCUGCUAGAAGGGGACAUCCGCGUGGUCGGGAGUACCUCUGGGGCACGUGCCCUAAUUCCAGAAACAUCUAAGCAGGAGCGCAGUGGCACUGUAAUAGCUUACUGCAACCUUGAACUCCUGGCUUCAAGUGAUCCUCCCGUCUGGGCCUCCCAAAGCUCUGGGAUGACAGGUAUGAGUUACCGCUAUCAGCCACAACCGGGUUUUAAGAGCACUCCUCCGGCCCACUCCAGUGUCUUCCAUCAUUCUGUGCAAGUACCAAAAGAGGACCAAGCCCAGGAAGCCGCCAGCAGGCCUCUCACCAGCCAAGAUGGCUGGAAUCCUAAUAUCAAGAAAUGAAACUCCAGCAGGCCAUGGAAAUGCUAAGGGGUUGGCAUUUCUGCUCUAGAGAGAGCCAAAGAGAAAGCUCUAUUUAUAUCUCCUUGCGUUUGGUCGCAGCCUCAUCAACCAAAAGAACCUUCCGCCCCACUCAACACAUCAAUCAAAUUGGGGAGGGGUGUGAAUGGCAGCAGCGGGUGUUACAGAGGAGUCUCAAGGGUAUCUUAGAGGAUGCCUCUGAAAAGUCGUCCCCUCCAAAUCCCCCCAAGAUAAUUACUAGGAUAUUCUCCUUACCCCGCCAGCAACGGCACCCCCAGAUGAUUAAACGCGCUGGCGUCGGAAAGAGCUGGGAUUCUGGAGGAGCUACUUGUAAAUUGUGUGGGUUGGUGAGUUAUUUAACUUUUCUGAGCCUUCAUUGCCUUAACUGUAAAAUGAAGACAACACCACUCAGUUCCUACGGUUGUCCAACUGAAAUCACCUAGGUAAGAACGACCAGUUCUUUGGGGAGUAAUGUCCCUAUGGCGCCAUUCAAUUGACAAGAGCACCAAGGCACCGUCAGGCACUCCUGGAAGAAAGCAGGGGGUUAGCCCUUGGUUUUAAAGUCCCCAGGGAGCAGUAAACCUUCCCCUCCGAGAGCCCUGAGUGAGGAAAAAUAGCCCCCUCCCACUCCAACCCACGGCACACCCGCCCCACAUCCACGCGCGGCUGUGCCCAGCAUUUCAGAGGUGGGACUUCUCAGGAGGCGGUGGGAAGGCCCCCUUAAUGGAGUCUGGUGGGGUUCAAGAUCCGCAGGUCCCUCCUUCCAGGGAACACCUACACCAAGUGAGAGCUGGCCCAUCAGCUCCGCGCUCCAUCCGCAAACUGGGCAGAUCCCAGGGGGGCCACGCGAGGAACCUGCAUCUUGGCCGCUCCAGGGCGCCCCCCACCCGCGACCCCGGAAAUCUCGCCCCUACCUGCUUCACCCUCGCUCCACCCAGAGCGCACUUUCGGGACCUCCCAGCGGCCCUUCCCCGGUUCUCUGGACCCCCGUCUUCCCGCCCCGCAACGCCCCCAUCCUGGUGCCCACGACAGGUCGCGCCAGUUCCCCUCUUCUCUAUCUCAAAGGAAGAGGUGCAGAUGAGGAAGCCUAAAUAAAAACAGGAAACUCGAUUUUUUUUAAAAAGCCUCA